This is a messenger RNA of Marmota monax (woodchuck), 1227 nucleotides long. It is a transcript of the gene Egfl8, whose product is annotated as EGF like domain multiple 8. The coding region runs from base 122 to 1000 and encodes 292 amino acids. NCBI's taxonomy places the organism in Eukaryota, Metazoa, Chordata, Mammalia, Rodentia, Sciuridae. The transcript has 10 exons. Gene Ontology annotation, cellular component: extracellular region; cell surface. Gene Ontology annotation, biological process: anatomical structure development. Gene Ontology annotation, molecular function: signaling receptor binding; calcium ion binding. The record is from RefSeq and is a predicted model, not a curated record.
GAGAUGGAGGAACAACUGAGGGCCCACCCACCAGUUUGAGCUGCUGCUGCUGAGGCUGGUCUGCCUGAAGUCUCCCUGGAGAGAGGAAGCCAGCCCACAGAGUCUGGACUCAAAGAGAAUCAUGGGGUCCAAGGCUGAGCUGUGCACACUCUUUGGUGGACUUUCAUUCCUCCUGCUAUUGAUAUCAGGCGAGGGAGCCAAGGGUGUAUCCCUCAAAGAGAGUCAGGGGGUCUGCUCCCAGCAGACGCUGGUGGUCCCACUACGCUACAAUGAGUCCUACAGUCAACCGGUAUACAUGCCCUACUUGACCCUGUGCGCUGGAAGGCGCAUCUGCAGCACUUACAGGACCACGUACCGCGUGGCGUGGCGGGAGGUGAGACGGGAAGUGCAGCAGACCCAUGCCAUCUGCUGCCAGGGCUGGAAGAAGAGACACCCAGGAGCGCUCACCUGUGAAGCCAUUUGCGCCAAGCCUUGCUUGAACGGAGGCGUCUGUGUUGGGCCGGACAAGUGCGAGUGCGCCCCCGGCUGGGGAGGGAAGCACUGUCACGUGGACGUGGAUGAGUGUAGGACCAGUGUCACUCUCUGUUCGCACCGUUGUUUCAAUACCGCCGGCAGCUUCACUUGCGGUUGCCCGCAGGGCCUGGUGCUGGGCCCCGAUGGGCGUGCCUGCGCAGAGGGGUCCCCAGAGCCCCCAACCAGUGCCAGCAUUCUGAGCGUGGCGGUUCGGGAAGCGGAACAGGACGAGCGCGCCCUAAGGCGGGAGAUUCGUGAACUGCGAGGGCGCCUGGAGGGGUUGGAGCAGUGGGCCGCGCAGGCUGGAGCUUGGGUACGGGCAGUGCUGCCCAUGCCACCCGAAGAGCUACAGCCAGAACAAGUGGCUGAGCUAUGGGGCCGGGGUGACAGGAUCGAAUCUCUCAGCGACCAAGUGCUGCUGCUGGAGGAGAGGCUGGGCACCUGCUCCUGUGAGGACAACAGCCUGGGCCCAGGACUGAAUCGAUAAGGAACUUCUAGAGCACCCAAUCCCCUAAUUUAUAGAAACUGGACCCCACUAAUCCUCUGGGAUUGGCCAACUGGGAGCUGCAAAUAAGACUGCCACAGAGGAGCUAUGAGCCUGGAAACUUUGAAGAACUGAAGAAUGGGCAAAGGCAGGCUGUGUUAGCCUGCCCAUUCCUUCUGGCUGGGGGCAGGUUGUCUGGACAAAUCCUUAACAAACAUGGCAAGAAAGCA